UGCGGGGGUGGGUACAUUCAUCACAUUAGUGAUAACUCUAGUUUUUCUUACAAAAUGGGAACGAGUAGCUUUAAAGGCAAUUAUUUGUUUAAGUAUUGAUCCAAAACUCGUUUGAAGCAAUUAUAAUAAGUUUGGUUGGAUAGUGACUAUCAUAUUACACGCUAUUCACGGUGUGCAGCUAUGUAUAAGUAUUGAAUAGGAUAACGUCAUAUCCGCCUCACAGUAGUUAUGAAAAGGUUAUAUACAUUCGUGUUGGAGAUAUGGUUAAAAUUCCAAGUGAUAAUAACUCGCACAGGAUUUCAAACGAAGUAUUGUGGACAUAAGAUCAAUAUGUCGUGACAGUGAUUGGCAAAUACUUUGCUUUAAACCAAAGAAAGGACUUCUUAGUAAUGAAAUCAGGCACAGCAUUUUGACGUAUUCCCGAGACAUGGCUGCUUUAGUGCAAACAACCGAUACCGAGAGUUUUCAAAACUGGUUGCGAGGUGCCCUGGCAGUGUUCUUUGCCAAGCAAGGUCUACAAAGCUUUGUUGUUGAUGAACUGACACAGUUUCAACGGGACCUUUUGACAUCAAUAUUUAAAAACAAGAAUUUACCUAUUGGUACAACCUGUACAAAUUGUACAACUGAAAAUGUUCUUUACUGUCCCACACAAAAUUUCUGCACAAAGGGACAGAAGUGCAACAUGCACGAUCCAUCAAUACCAGACAAGACACCAAAGCCUUGUCCAAAUAAUAUUUGUCAUGAUGUCAAGGAUGCGAUCCGCCGUGAACAUAGAUACAACGGACCGUCCUGGAAGAACACAAACGCCAAAGGAUGGUGUACCAAUGUCAUUGAAAUUGCCAAAUGUUACAUGCCUCCAGAUGGUUACACUAAUGUAACCACAAUUACAGAUACAGACUUUAAUGGUAUAUUGACAGUCAUCCUGAACAACAAACGCUUCGAAAGUAAAAUGACUGCUCCGCUUAACAGCCGGGUUAAUGUUUGUACAGAGGCACGAGAAGUUAGUCGUGACACACGACAUUCAGCUAAUUUAACUAUUUCGGACACAAAUCUAGCCAGAUACAUUGACAUACUGAUACGCCUACUGUCUGACCCAACAUGCCUUGCUGCUGACCAAAAUGCGAAGACAGCAGUAGAUAAAUUGAACCAGUUGAAAUCAAACACACUUACCAUUACCACAGCAGAUAUAAUAACAGUUUUGGACAGUAAAUUAAAAGAUAUAAUACAGGAACAACGAGAUAGUGUGCGAGAUAUUAGUGAAGAGAAGAGAAAGGCAAAGGAAGAUAUUGAAGACAAGAAGACAAAGGCAAAGGAAGACAUUGAAGACAAGAGGACACAGGCAAAUGAAGGCAUUGAAGACAAGAAGAAACAGUUCCUGGGCGAUGUUAAAGCUUCGCUGAGCCAUAUGCGUACAGUAACAACCUCAAGUUUAGAUAAAAUCAUAGAAUCAAAACAGUCCGCUCUAACUGAAAUACAAGCUAAAGCCGAGAACGAGAGAAUAGUAUUAACAGCACUAAGCAGAACAGAAAAACAACAGAUUAAAGACGCUGCUGAAAAAGAAAAAGAUGAAUUCAACAGGGUUGUACACAAUGCGAAACAGGAACUUACUGCCAUAAGCUCCCAAGAAGAAAAACAUCUUAAAGAAGAAAUUAGAAAAGAAACAGAAUUCUUUCAGACACUCUACUACUACAACGCCAACAUGCCAAAGAGCAAAAACCUACUGAGGAAUCCAUGUGCGAAAGAGGGUUUAGAUCACUGGACGGUUGUGCAUAACGGUGGAGAUGGUUUCGACUGUGAGGAGGAACCGAUCGGAUGCGUCAAGAUUUAUGACUGCCCCAGGGUAAAAGGUUAGUACAUUCGUAAUAUU
Molecule: messenger RNA, 1867 nt
Organism: Mercenaria mercenaria
Lineage: Eukaryota; Metazoa; Mollusca; Bivalvia; Venerida; Veneridae
Exons: 7
Coding region: 428-1852 (474 amino acids)
Source: RefSeq, a predicted model, not a curated record